Molecule: messenger RNA, 2544 nt
Organism: Coffea arabica (coffee)
Lineage: Eukaryota; Viridiplantae; Streptophyta; Magnoliopsida; Gentianales; Rubiaceae
Source: RefSeq, a predicted model, not a curated record
UAUGUUUACGAGGGACUCGAGAUUAGCACGCAACGAACAGAAACGAUAUGCUACAUGCAGCAGCACUGCACGACUGAACUAAAAAAAAAUACCUCUCGCAGAGGAGAGGUGCGUGCUGCACAAGUCUAAUGUUGAAUUUGGAAGAGGCAUCUGCGUGAUUAGCAUAAACCUGAGGCGAAGAGGAGGAGUAAAAGGACAGGGCAAGAACAAGGUGGGGCAGGGCGUAUAAGAAGCUGUCUAAAGUGAUCCGGAUCAGCGCCGGCCCUCCAGCUAAACAGCGCAUCAUAUUCAUAUCUCCAGUUUUCAAAAGCCACAUCAUAAUCUUUUUCACGUUCUGACAAAGAGGUGUUUUUACCCGACGGACGCCUCUCCUCUGCUUUCCUGCAUCCCUUCUUCGAGUUUAUUACAGUAUUGUUCUUCUAAAUAUAACUAUAAAUAUAAAUGCCUGCCCGCAAAUUAAUAAGCAUUACAUAGAGGGCGCACUCAGUCAUCGGUUCAUGCUCUCCUCCACCGAGAAAUAGACCACAAUGGGGCCUAAGACAAGAUAGGAGUCAGCAUGUGGGACAGGAGUCCCGGCCUUUCCUCCGUACCUUGACCCGGACAGCAACUGUACCUUUCUUUACCGCUGCUUCACACUUGCACCUGCACCAGUACCCUUCCCAUUUAUAAAUUCUCACCGCCUUCUCCUCUUUGCUCUGCCCCCAUUCCCUACUACUAGCAAGACGCUACUGUUAGGUAUUAGAGAGAGUUGGUAGAACUAACCGGUAACCAAUUCUCUUAUCCAUCCCCACUUUCCCCAAACCUGGUUUAUAAUUAAUUAAGGAAAAUCUUUGUGGUUCCCAGUCUCUUCGUAUCAAAGCUUGAAUCCUUUGAUUUUUUCCGACCCUCGAUGAGGGGAGUAGGGCGCCUAUUGAGUGGCAGUAAAGACAAUUGUUUGAGCGAUGGAAAGUCCAGAUUAUUCACCUCCUCAUGUGGACGCUUCACGGCCGUCUCUGGGAUUCCCUCUUGGCACAGCCCUCCUCCUGAUCGUCAUUUUCAGCUUGAGCGGUAUCUUUUCCUGCUGCUACCACUGGGACAAGCUCCGGUCCUUCCGCCGAUCUCUCCCCGGCGCCACGGAUCUCGAGGAAGAUGGUGUUCAAGACGCCUCGAAACCUAAACUUGCCCACAUGAACAUGAAGCAGAAUCAAAACCAGAGCUUGCCAGUACUAAUGCCCGGUGAUCAAAUUCCGAAGUUCAUUGCAAUGCCAUGUCCAUGCGAGCCUCCGAGACUGGAGAAAAUAGUUGUGGAGGUGCCCAAGAAGCCACGCCAAUGGCGAUCCCUUUGUACUAGAGAGCUCUCUCUCUCUGCUCCUGCCUACCUACGUUUGCGCCCGUUUCAUGUACAGUACUGAAGAAAUUUUACUACUCCAAUAGUAACUAAAAAAAUUAUUUUGCUUACGUUUCAAGUAAUUUAAAGCUGGCAAAUACCCAACCAAUAUAUGACAGAAUUUUCUGUGUUCUCAAGCACGCUUGCUUGGAAGACAUGAGCAAAAAGAAAAAAAACUCGGAUCUGUCCGUAGGUAGCUCUGCUUUCUGUUUCUGGUAUCCAGUAAUCGACAUCCAUCCUAAAACUUGCCAUAUUACUGCGUCAAUCAGGAUAUAAUCUUCUAACGUAGAUGAUAAAUGUGAACCCGGGUAGACAAGAGUUCAGAAACCACAGCCCAUACAUACGCAAUCCUCCUGUUUCCUUCAGUCGCUAAAUUUGUUUACUAUUUUGUUGCUUUUACUGGUGUAAUAUUUGGAAAACAUACUGGUGUAAUAAAGAUGGAAAUCGGUCUAGGACUCUAGGGCGAGAUCUCGGUCAGGUUGACUGUAAUAUUCCCAUUGUCAUGUUUCGUACUCAUCGCCGCUGCUCAGAAAUCCUCAAGGGAAUAGUAGUAUGUUUCUGCUGUAAAUAUACAAUAUGGUAAAACUAAAAAAAAUAAAAGCCAAGUUCACUUUUUUCAAUAUGGAUGCCACCUUUGCCUAAACAAGCCAUUUUUAAUUUUUUUUUUUGGCCUAGACAAGCCUUUUUUAAUUGCUCCAAUCAGUUCUUGAACCUCUUGGUUAGAUAACUUUUCUCCUCUCUCUCUUUCUUUCUCCCCCGGCGGGAAGCAGCACCUCCGUUCUCGGUUGAGCUUCUUGAAACUUGCUAGCACUUGCGUACCAGAGUUUGGAGAAAUGCUACCGUGCAUGGUACUAUUUCUGAAUUUCCAAAACCAGAGUGUCGUCUGCUGGUUCCUGUGAUCAUGCUCCCCUGGAACUGUAAGAUAAGAAGCACGCAUGACGGUGUCUUUUCUGUCAAGCAGCCGCUGCUUAAAAGUUUCUUGCAAUUCGGGUGGCAUGGCCAUUUCGAACCAGGAACGCCGUUGAAAGAGGUUCAAUUCGAGAAGGAACCGCAUGCGAUUCCAUCGUAUUAAAGAAUACAUUUUAUUUGAGAUAUUUGUGCUAUUCAAACACUCCUGUACCAUACCAGGAUUAAUCAUCAAUUUCCACCGCAAGGUCGCAAACGACUUAAAUUAGCAA